Bursaphelenchus xylophilus (pine wood nematode) is the source of this 2841-nucleotide messenger RNA. NCBI's taxonomy places the organism in Eukaryota, Metazoa, Nematoda, Chromadorea, Rhabditida, Aphelenchoididae. The record is from the annotation of a GenBank genome assembly.
AUGAACUAUCAAGAGAUGAAGAUGAGCCUUCAUGGCUUGACCAAAGAAUGCCAACACAUUUGGGAGGAGAACAAAGACAUGCAAGGGAGAUUCGUCAACGACCUAAGCGAGUUGCAGCGCUUUCAGCUGGCCAUCAGCCAACUGGAGCAAAGUCAGAGAAUCGACCAGUUGAGGAAUGCUCAGAAUUCAAUGCAAGAAAUGCAGUCACGGACUUCACAAUUGUAUGAGCAAUUAACUGAGAGACGCAACUAUUUGGUAAGUGAUAGCAAUUGUGUUUAUUACUACUCGCGCUCAACAGCGGCCAAUUCCCGCACUGUGCAUCUUUCUGAUUUUUCGCAUUUUGUCACCGCAAUUCUCUGUGUUUGCACGACCGACGUGCCUGUUCGACAAACCCCAAUUUGGACGCGGCGAUAAAUUAAAACCCGUACUUUCGCACCGUGCGGGAACUGUCCGAACUUUUGAACGCGAGAGGUGUACUGUACUUGAUGUUAAUAAUAUGAUUAAUUAAAGACUCAACGACUAAACGAAGGGAUCCAGCAGAUCGCCAGGUUGCAGAGUACUCUAAUAAAUGAAAGAUUAUUGGAAUGGAAAAAUCGCCAGAAGUUAUCUCAGAUUGGAGUCCCAUUUGAGAAUCGGGAUCUCCAAUUGGACGAGAUUCAGAUGGAGUAGGGGACUUUAUUCUUACUUUUGAAGUUUGUUUAUGUUGUGAAGUGACUUGAAUUUCCUGAGUACGUUUGUUUUUAUUUGGUUUAUUAACAGUUUAGUUUUCGUUAACGCUUGUCCUUUUUGGCUUCGUUAAUCCUUUAUCUAUAUUUUUUGAUUACCCGUUUUCAGUUUUGAGAUGUUAUGUGAAAACAAUUGGCAACUUCGCACAUUUGCUUGCUGGCAGUUAGAUCUUCUCCGUCGGAGCCCGCAAUUGUCGGAUAACACGGCCCAAACCCAUAUCAGUCACUUAUCUCACAUCCAUGAGACCCUCACAAAACUCUUGUGUAUGUUGGUCUCUCAAUCCUUCGUGGUCGCCGUUCAACCAGACCCUGUCCUCAAAACUCAGCACAAGUUUGUGGCUGAAGUCAGACUUCUCAUUGGGGACAAAUUGGGAAUCAAACAACAUCUUGUCAAUGCCAAUGUCACUGUUAAGAUAGUCGCAGAAGAAGAAGCCAGGCUCCUCAGUGUUAGUCAGCUGGCGGAGAAGGACAUGUAAGUCAUCUUUUCAUUGUGAAUUGUCCAAGUUCUUACAGAAAAACCGUUGGUUCCAUUAGCAACGACUUUGAAAAGUUGACUUUUGACGAGAAGGGGCAUAUGUCAGCUAAAUUCAACAAUUCGGUAAGAACAAGGCCACUGCUAUCAAUUCGUUUGUAGAAAUUGACCAGAAUUGCUCAUCGCAAGCCCCCACCAAAAGGGAUUCAGGGCGAUUGCAAGAGCUUCAAUGUACAAACAGCGACCGAUCAGAAGUACGCCCUUCUUUUCCAUAUCACUCCAUUCCAAUUGGGCAACCUGGGAAAAUUUGAUGUUUGGACUCUCUCCUUGCCUUUGAUGGUCACCGUUCAUGGAUCUCAGGACUGCGAUGCUCAAGGAGUUAUUCUGUGGCAAAGGGCUUUUUCUUCUGUUGUAAGUUUCUUGAUGUAUUUACUGAAUAACAAAAGCGGAAAAAUUAAUUUUUUCAUGCAGACUCGGACCUCAGUCAAUGAAGAUGUAGCUGCUGUUACAUGGAAAGAUCUGAGCCAAGUCUUAAGACACAAGUUUAAUUUAUUUACCGGCACAAGAAGACCUCUCAAUGAAUCAGAUUUGAAUUAUUUGGCUGAGAAACUGAUUAUGCAGCCCGGCCCAGAACCCAAGCCAAUCACAUUCCACAGAUUUGCCAAAGUAUGUUUAUGACUUUAAAGGGAUACUUUAAUUUGCAGCAAAACCUCAGAGAAGAUGUAAACUUCUCGUUCUGGGAAUGGUUCUUCUUGAUUAUGCAGUUGAUUAAACAAAAACUGUUGAAGUUUUGGGACGAGGGAUGGCUGAUCGGAUUCAUCUCCAAGAAUGAUGCAUCCAGUAGAAUGUGUAUGUCCCCAAUGCCCACUUUCCUCCUCCGUUUCUCCGACACUCAGACUGGAGCUGUGAGCAUUGGAUUUGUUUGCGAAGAAGAUGGACAGAAAGUCCCGUUCCAUUUGGCCCCAUUCACCAUAAAGGACCUGGAUCAGCUAAGUCUGGCUCAGCGAAUCGCCUCAUGUCCUCAAUUACAGAACAUUAGGUAGUAAUGAAUGGGUGUAUCUUGAUAAAAAUUGAUCUUUAGGUAUCUGUACCCAGACCACGACAAAGAGAAUAUGCUCAGAGUAUUUGAGGGAGAAGAGCGGCCUAAGUCCGAGUCUCCCACAGGAUAUAUCCAGUCCCAGAUUGUGAUGGUAGCAAAGACAGGGUAAGUUCACUCUCCAUCCAAUAAUAACGAGUAAAUGCGCAGAAAAAUGAACAUUGGCGGAGAGAGCCCAUCGCCCAUGUCUAACAACAGCAAGAUCGACUGGUCUCCCGGAGAUUUCCAGUCCUCGAAUUCAAUGGACAUGUAAGUGCUGGAUCUCAUCCCUACCCUCCCAGCAAAAAUUAAUUUAUUAUAUUGUUUUACAUCUAAUAAACAUCUAUUUGUCCAACAUUUGACUUUCUUCCAGGAGUGAUGACAUUGUGACCAUGUUCUCGACCAGCCAACUGGACAAUACGAAUGUCGACAGUCUUCUGGGUGCCGGAUUCAGACCUCAACUGCCAUCUCAGCCCCUCCAGCAGAUCGAUCUCUCUUUCAUCGACUCUCAGUUCCCUGGCAAUGGACCGCAUUCGUACUCUGGAAUGAGUCAUCACUCGGAAGGAUGA